Molecule: messenger RNA, 774 nt
Organism: Papaver somniferum (opium poppy)
Lineage: Eukaryota; Viridiplantae; Streptophyta; Magnoliopsida; Ranunculales; Papaveraceae
Exons: 2
Coding region: 335-685 (116 amino acids)
Source: RefSeq, a predicted model, not a curated record
AGUAACCGAAAAUGGGAAAUUGGGGAACGACAUUGCAAAUCAAUUCAAAAAAUCGAAUUUUGUGAUUGAUGGAGCAGUGAAACUUAUAAUCCACCAUGUGUACUGUGAGAAUAAGGUUGAAGAAGACGGGUCGGAAUUACUCUAAUCAACGAGAUAAUUAUGGAAGGAAGGAGGUUUUUAGAAGCAAUUCAAAAUCAAAUCAAACUUAUAUGGUCAAUUAUCACUGAAGAAGAACAUUUCAUCACUAAAGCUGAUAGACGCUUCAUCAUUUUCAAGCUUACAGAACGAACUCAAUGGGAGAAGGAAAAAAAUUAUUAAGAAAUUGGGAAAGAUUAUGGGUGAGGUCAGAUAUAUUGAACUUUCAAAUUACAGUCUGGUGAUCUAUCACCAAAUGAAUGUAUGUGUUACCAUCAAUCAGGACACACUACAGAAAAGAGGUAUUUUAGCUGGUGAAGUUAUAAUUGCAGAAAAUUCAGAAGAAGAUGCAAGGUGUGGAAAAGGAAUGAGACAGGUAGUCGUUACUGAUCUUGAUACUCUUGUUCCAUCCAUGAGUCCUAAUGGCAAUAAUUCUCAUCAGACAACACCAUCAAUCAAUACUGAGUUUGGAAAAAAUGCAAAGAAAAAUACGCAAUCUGGAAAAGACACAAGGGAACAUCUGAAUUACUCAAUGAAACUAUUUGAAUAGUGUUCACUCCCAAUACAACCUUCUGUGGAUUGUCAUGGGCGAUCUCAAUUUUAUUCUCAACCAAGAUGAAAAGGAAGGAGGCAACAGGG